Molecule: messenger RNA, 741 nt
Organism: Limanda limanda (common dab)
Lineage: Eukaryota; Metazoa; Chordata; Actinopteri; Pleuronectiformes; Pleuronectidae
Gene: clic3
Product: chloride intracellular channel 3
Exons: 7
Coding region: 22-741 (239 amino acids)
Source: RefSeq, a predicted model, not a curated record
CCCUUAAAUGGAAUCAAAAAGAUGGCCGAGGCCCCGAAGAUUGAACUCUUCGUUAAGGCCAGUGUGGACGCGGAGAGUGUGGGCAACUGCCCUUUCUGUCAGAGACUCUUCAUGAUUCUUUGGAUGAAAGGGGCCCAAUUCACCAUCACCACCGUGGACAUGAAGAGGACACCUGAGGCGCUGAAGGCUCUGGCUCCAGGCUCUCAGCCUCCAUUCCUCAUCUACAACGACGAGGUCAAAACGGACAACAACAAGAUUGAGGAGUUCCUGGAGGCGACGUUGGCUCCACCAGAGUUUCCAAAAUUGUGCUGUCGAUACAAGGAGUCCAACGGCGCUGGAGAGGACAUCUUCCUAAAAUUCUCAGCAUAUAUAAAGAAUGCUGAUCCUGGAAAAAAUGACUCACUAGAGAAGAAAUUUCUAUCGACUCUGGUGAAGCUGAACAUGAACCUGGAGACGCCUCUUCCUCAUGAGCUGCAACAGAACCCGGAUGCCACUGAGUCGACCCGUCUCUACCUGGAUGGCGACUCCCUCACCUUGGCGGACUGUAACCUGCUCCCCAAACUCAACAUUGUGAAGGCAGUGUGUAAGAAGUACCGUGAUUUUGCCAUCCCCACGGCACUGAAAGGUCUGACACGUUACCUGGAAAACGCCUACAAACAGGAUGUGUUUCGUUACACCUGCCCAAACGACACAGAGAUCCUCCUCGCCUACAAGUCUGUGGCCAAGUACCUGAAAAAAUAG